Sciurus carolinensis (gray squirrel) is the source of this 2541-nucleotide messenger RNA. It is a transcript of the gene Trim21, whose product is annotated as tripartite motif containing 21. Gene Ontology annotation, molecular function: ubiquitin-protein transferase activity; zinc ion binding; protein binding. NCBI's taxonomy places the organism in Eukaryota, Metazoa, Chordata, Mammalia, Rodentia, Sciuridae. Bases 198 to 1625 code for a protein of 475 amino acids. The transcript is spliced from 7 exons. Gene Ontology annotation, biological process: protein ubiquitination. The record is from RefSeq and is a predicted model, not a curated record.
UCACCACCCUAGAGCCCUCAGUCCUACUAGUGCCUUCUGCACCGUAGUGCUCACACCAAGCCCUGUUCUUCCCAUGCUGGCGGGUCUGCCUGGGAGGAAGCUGCGCUCUGGGUGUGACUUCAGAGUCUCCUGGAAGGGGCUUCCGCUGCCCUGGAUCCUCUCUAAAAUCUCUUCUGCUUAACAAGAAAAUCGCCACUAUGGCCUCAGCAAUACCCCUGGAAAUGAUGUGGGAAGAGGUCACAUGCUCUAUCUGCCUGGAUCCCAUGGUGGAGCCUGUGAGCAUCGAAUGUGGCCACAGCUUCUGCCAAGAAUGCAUCUCUCGGGUUGGGAAAGAUGGAGGCAGUGUCUGUCCUGUGUGCCGGCAGCGGUUUCUACUCAGGCACCUCAGGCCCAAUCGGCAACUAGCCAACGUGGUGGAAAAUCUUAGACAAAUAGGCCAAGAUGCUAAGAAAGACACACAAGGGGAGCGUUGUGCCAUACAUGGAGAGAAACUUCACCUGUUCUGUGAGAAAGAUGGGAAGGCACUUUGCUGGGUGUGUGCCCAGUCCAAGAAACACCGUGACCACACCAUGGUCCCUAUUGAGGAGGCUGCUCAGGAAUACCAGGAGAAGCUCAAAGAGGCAUUAGAGAAACUGAGAAAAAAACAGGAGUUGACCGAGAAGUUGGAAGCGGAUCUUGCAAUGAAGCGAGCAGACUGGAAGAGGAAGGUUGAGACACAGAAAUCAAGGAUUCAUGCAGAGUUUGUGCAGCAGAAAAACUUCCUGACUGAGGAACAACAAAGGCAGAUGCAGAAGCUGGAAAAGGAUGAGAUGGAACACCUUAGAAUCCUGGGGGAGACGGAAGCUGAACUGGUCCAGCAAAGCCAGGCCCUGCAGGAGCUGAUCUCAGAGUUGGAGUGGAAGAGUCGGGGUUCAGCACUGGAACUCCUGCAGGAGGUGAAAGUUGUCCUAGAAAGGAGUGAGUCCUGGAACCCCAAGAAGCUGGACAUUGUCUCCCCAGACCUAAGAAGUGUCUGUCGUGUGCCAGGACUGAAGAAGAUGCUGAGGACCUGUGGAGUAUACAUCACUCUGGAUCAAGACACAGCCAAUCCAUGGCUCAUCGUUUCAGAGGACAGGAGACAAGUGAGACUUGGAAACACCCGUCAGGAUGUACCAGAAAAUGAAGAGAGAUUUGAUAUUUACCCCAUAGUCCUGGGUGCCCAGAGCUUCAACUCUGGAAAACUGUACUGGGAGGUCGAUGUGACAGGAAAGGAGGCCUGGGACCUGGGGGUUUGUAGAAACUCUGUGCAGAGGAAGGGGCAAUUUUUAGUCAACACUGAGAAUGGUUUCUGGGCAAUUUGGUUAUGGAACAAAGAAAAAUAUGAGGCUGGCACCUGUCCCCAGACUCUGCUCCACCUUCAGGUGCCUCCGUGCCAAAUCGGGAUUUUCCUGAAUUAUGAAGACGGCAUUGUCUCCUUCUACAACAUCACUGAUCAUGGCUCCCUCAUCUACACCUUCUCUGAAUGUGCCUUCACUGGACCCCUGCGGCCCUUCUUCAGCCCUGGUUUCAAUGAUGGAGGAGGAAAUGCAGGCCCUCUGGUCCUCUAUCCACUGAAUACGGGAUGGUCAGAAUCCACUGACUAUUGAUGGUUCUAUCUGGACACUGCUGCCACAUCCCUGUGGGUGUCCCCUCUCAGCCGUGAACCCUGCCUCUUUUUCCCAUGAACUCUAGUAAACUACAGUGUCUCUAUAUAGGUGUCUGGGUCUCAGCAAGCAGGCUUUAGCAGGGAAAUAACUGAAAGCCAAAUGACCUUCAAUAUCAAUAUUCCUGCCCUAGAUUCCUUUUAGGAUGCCCUCAAGUGAAACUGAUUCCUCAUAUUUGACUCAAACUCUUCAACCAAAAAUCAUGUUUCUGCCUCCUUUGUGACUGUUUUCUUCCAUCUCUAAUCUAUUGCCUUCAUCCAUAUCUCUUUAUUUUUCAUGGUUUGAGAAAGGACUUCCUAACUACAUUGUGCUUGUCUCCAAUUUACUCCUUGUUCCUUAAACCCCAAAUAUUAUCUUUUCCACCCACCCAUCCCCCUGUGCUGGGGAUUGAAGCUGGGACCUUAUGCAUGCUAGGCAAGCAUUCUAAUACUGAGCCACAAUCCCCAGACUUAAACCCCAAAUACUUGAACAAUUCUGAACAUGAUUAAUGUUGGUGUUUCCUCAGCAUUGCACAUGGCCUGGAACAUUCUACCCACUUCUACAUCUGAAGACCAAGGUCAGGAGUCUUGUAAUUCCCUACAGUAAUUGCUGUAGAGAUAGGAGUCCUUGUCAGGCUCUCAUCACUGUUACCCACUUGCCAUAAGGGAACUCCUGGUUUUGAGUCCUGGGGCUGGUAUAGCGGUGUGGACCUCUGUGUAUCUCACCCUCAGAUCCAAGACACUGUAACAGUGGUCUACUUUAUGCUUUGAAUAUAGCCCUUGCUGCUCAACCAUUACAACAUAUUUUUUAAAUGGACAUGUUUCUUUCCCUUCCUUUCUCCAUGCUCUUUCCUAAUCUCUCCCCUUCCCUUUUCUCAUAG